This is a messenger RNA of Ilex paraguariensis (yerba mate), 993 nucleotides long. NCBI's taxonomy places the organism in Eukaryota, Viridiplantae, Streptophyta, Magnoliopsida, Aquifoliales, Aquifoliaceae. The record is from the annotation of a GenBank genome assembly.
AUGGUGGGCAUGAGAAAGAAAAGCUAUAGCGAUGAUAUCAUCGGUCCUGGAGGAAAAGAAGAUGGUAGUGAGAAGAAGCUGAAGAGUAGUAAAGAGCAGUUGCUUCCGGCGAUGAUAAAGAACAAGGCGAAGAGAUCGGUCGUCCACGCCGGGCUCAAGCACCAGAAGAAGCUCGAGAAGCGCAAGAAAGCUAAGGCUUGUGAAGCUGCCGAGAAGAGAGCUCUUGAGAUCGGGGAGGAGCCUCCACCAAAGAAGAUCCCCCGCACAAUUGAGAAUACCAGGGAGUCUGAUGAGACUAUUUGCGAGCCGGACGAUGAAGAGCUCUUUGCUGGUAACGAUGCAGAUGAAUUUAGCUCAAUUUUGAAGCAGGAAAGCACUUCAAAAAUAUUGAUCACUACUUGCCGCUUCAAUUCUACAAUUGUGGAAUAUGCAAAGAAGAAGGACUUCACUUCUAUUAUAGUUGUCCACACUAACCACCAUGAACCAGAUGCUUUCCUAGUUAUUUGCUUACCUGAUGGACCUACAGCCUAUUUCAAACUCUCAAGGCUUGUUUUGCAGAAGGAUAUUAAGAUCCAAAUUUUCGUGGUCGGCGAGCUUAAAGAAAGUAAACAAAGUGAUUCAAAAGGUAUAAAAGGCAAGGAUGCUCAGGAUGAUAAAAGUGCUAAGAAGAAAAUAGUUGCUCGGCUUCAGGAAUGUGGCCCUCGUUUCACACUGAAGUUAAUCAGUGUGCAGCAAGGGACAUUUGAUACAAAAAGCGGGGAAUAUGAGUGGGUUCACAAGUUAUUGGUCCUUGAAUGGAAGCCUUGUUCAGAAGGGUUUUUUUUUGGUGCGGGUACGAGGAUGUGGUCAGAUUUUCGUGGUCAGAAUUUCAUGUUCAACGCUUGCAACUUGAAUGGUAUUGCUGAUUUGAUGAAGAAAAAUCAAGGCAGUACCGAUGCAACACUACGGAUAGGUAUCUUUCAAGAGGCAAAAUUAUCGGGUCAUGGUUGUUGA